GAGCUCCUGAAGUUAUUCUCGGUAUUUCUUAUUCUACUUCGAUUGAUAUGUGGAGUUUUGGUUGAAUCCUCUAUGAGCUACAUAAUGGCUAUCCUCUCUUUGCUGGAGAGAACGAAAAUGAGCAACUCCAAUGAAUCAUGGAGGUGAAGGGAACACCUCCAUAUUCCGUAUUAGCUGCUGCUUCAAGGCGGAAGACCUUCUUUGAUAAAAAUUAUAACCCAAUUCUAGAGCCUAAUUCUCAUAACAAAGUCAGAAAACCUGGAGAGAAAAGCCUAGCAGAGUUGAUGAAUUGAGAAGAUGAAUCCUUCGUAGACUUUAUCGACAAGUGAAUAGAAUGGAAGGUUGAAGAAAGGCUUACUCCUGAAACUGCUCAACAACACCCCUGGAUUCGGGAGGGCUUAAAAGAAAUUGCUAAAAAUAACAGUAAAUAUGCUGAAAACAAGAAGGCUAAAGAAGCAUCUUAA
This is a messenger RNA of Moneuplotes crassus, 464 nucleotides long. The record is from the annotation of a GenBank genome assembly. NCBI's taxonomy places the organism in Eukaryota, Ciliophora, Spirotrichea, Euplotida, Euplotidae.